Phyllopteryx taeniolatus (common seadragon) is the source of this 2694-nucleotide messenger RNA. RefSeq names its product cholecystokinin-like. Gene Ontology annotation, biological process: digestion. Gene Ontology annotation, cellular component: extracellular region; axon. The record is from RefSeq and is a predicted model, not a curated record. The transcript has 6 exons. Lineage: Eukaryota; Metazoa; Chordata; Actinopteri; Syngnathiformes; Syngnathidae. The coding region runs from base 370 to 876 and encodes 168 amino acids. Gene Ontology annotation, molecular function: neuropeptide hormone activity.
UACGACGUUUCGACAUUACGACGCCCGUGCCUCGUCCGCCAUUUUGUCCCAGCACCAUAGUGUUUCUGCUUAGCUAGUGCAUAGUGCUUGUCUGUGUUUAUGCGGCUGGAGUAUCUUUGCCUUUUUCGCCCUCCUUUUUUCACACUCUCAGCAGUAAUGCUGAGCCGGGUGGCGGCAACAAUAAAGGCACGAAGCACCGGUUUGCUGCAGGGCCAGAGAAGAUCCCCCAGUGAGCUUCAAAUGUGACCGUUUAUAAACUAAAAAGCCAGCACAACAAUGCAGGAGAGAAAAGAUGUGCACAGAUUGUUUUAUCUUUCCUCCAACUUCACCAUGAACUAACAAGGGAGGAAUACAAAGCUAAGGACCGACAUGCUGUUCUCAAGUCUACAUGAGAACAUUGUGUCGUCUGUCUCACGCAUUCACAACCUGACCGCUGAAGCAAACCUCUUGACGUCCUCGUCCACGCACACGGCUGUAGGCAUGAAUGUAUUUAUCUAUGUGGUCGUCUUCCUGGCUGCUGUGUCUAAGGUCUCCCUGAGUCUGCCCUCACAGUCCUUUAUGAUACACGACAGAUCCGACAGCAAUCCAGUCGUGUUGGAUGGCCCGACAUACAACCACAUGCGCCAGGCCCGCUCUGCCGCAGCGCUCCCCUCAGAACAGCAGGCCAACCAGCCCCGGAAAGACGCAGAGGUUUUCAACACCUUGCGUCAGCUACUGGUCAGACUCAUCUCCAGGAAAGGCAUGCCCUACCAAAGCAGAUCCCCCAUCGCGAGCAGAGCCAGCGGUCUGGCGCCUGAGCACAGGAUAAAGGACCGAGAUUAUGAGGGCUGGAUGGACUUCGGAAGGCGCAGCGCAGAGGCAUUUGAAUACUCCUAAAGGCACUGCUUUCUUUCUUUCAAUGCAGAGCUACAGUCCUCAACAUUGCCAAAAAGCAUCCCCUCAAUAUAUGUCCUACUCACAGCGUACAGUUAAGCCCAAAAUGAUUCACACUCUUCCAUAUUGCUGGCAUCGGGCAAGAUCCUCAUAUCUCCAAAACCAUAACUUUUCAGGAAACGCAACGCAUUUUCAACACUCUAGAAAGGUCAAUAAUUUGUAAAAGUAACACACACACACACGGGUAAUAACCAAUAGUAUACAUUUGUGAAAAAAUAAAAAAUGUACCAAAUUUGGACACGGGAGAUAGAUUUCCAGGUGGCACGGUGAACAACUGGUUAGCACAUCUGCCUCACAGUUCUGAGGACCCGGGUUCAAAUCCGGCCUAACCUGUGUGGAGUUGGCAGUUCUCCCCGUGCCUGGGUUUUCUCCGGGUACGCCGGUUUCCUCCCACAUCCCAAAAACAUGCAUGCUAGGUUAAUUGAAGACGCUACAAUUGUCUGUCGGUGUGAAUAUGAGUGUGAAUGGUUGUCUGUGUGCCUUGCGAUUGGCUGGCGACCGGUUCAAGGUGCACCCCGCCUCUGGCCCAGAGUCAGCUGAGAUAGGCGCCAGCACGACCAUGAUUAUAGUGAGGUAAGCGGUACGGAAAAGAGAUGGAUGGAUGGAUGGGAGGUUUCCACCUGAUGCCAGCGAUAUGUGUGCUUUUAUUUGGAGAUUGGCUGUAAAUGACACAAGAUAGUGGAAGACUUUAAGAAGUUGGGUUAGCAUUACGAAUGCGGAAUGUUUGCCGUUUUCAGUGUUUCAUUUUUAUGUUUCACUUUUUGAAAAGUCUUAAUUUCCCUCAUUUUAUUGGACAAUUUUGAGGGCUCAUAAUCUUUUGCACCAUUCUAAAGGCUCCUGAUCAUUUUAGCAUAAUCAAGAGCAGGGGUGUCAAACACAUUUGAGUUCACGGGUUCCCCAGUAUAUAUGUGGGCUUAAUAAGCUACAAAAAAAAAAUUAAAAGUUUUCCUGAUUUUUGUAUUGUAUUGGUACAAAUAAUUACAAGUACAUUUGGAAAAUAUUCACAUUUAUUGGUUAUCUUGUUGCAAAUCAUAUGAGCAAUUUCUCAACAAAAAUUUCAACAGUACAUUAUUAUGAAUCCGUUUUUUCUUUUACACUUGUGCAACUUGCAGAUCAGAUAAAAGUGCAUCUAUAUAUUCUACCAUUUAUACUAACUUAAGAUCUAGAAAUCUUUUUUAAAUUUCCAUAAAUUUCUGCAUCCAUCUGGAAAUUUGAAUGAAUCAUUUCGGCAAAAUGUACAAAAAAAAAAAAAUAAUUUAAAUAAAAGAAAACAGCUUGUUAAGGCACAGUCGUGCAAAGACAAUAAAGAUUAUAAUUUAUAUAUAAACAAUCAUUUGCCACUGUAUGUGUAGUUUGCAGCUAUAAGCCAAUUUCCUAAAUAAAAAGUCAUUACAAAGGUUUCCACUGUAUGACUAAUUUUGAUUUAACUGUAUGUAUACUCUAUAUUUAUCCGUGGAAAUCCCAUAUAAUGGAUGAAUACCACUUGAUUAUAAAAAAAAAACACCCGACAAUUUUUUUUCAUUAUGGAGAUAUGAUGUAUAUUAAUAUAAUAAUCCCAUUAGAACAAUUUGUGUCAUUGUAGACAUCAUUGUCUUUUCAUCCCAAGUUGCUUCUUCCUGCUUCCUGUCUCAUAUAUGAUUUUUUUCCAGCAGUGGAAUAUUAUAACUUCACUUGUCUUUUUCACAUCUUGUCACAAUGGGCUAUGUAUUGUAUCAAAUAUUUCCAAUUAUUUUAAGCAAGAAUAAAAAUUGUUUCUAAGUG